This is a messenger RNA of Cheilinus undulatus (humphead wrasse), 1356 nucleotides long. RefSeq names its product E3 ubiquitin-protein ligase TRIM21-like. The record is from RefSeq and is a predicted model, not a curated record. NCBI's taxonomy places the organism in Eukaryota, Metazoa, Chordata, Actinopteri, Labriformes, Labridae. The coding region runs from base 1 to 1356 and encodes 451 amino acids. Gene Ontology annotation, molecular function: protein binding. The transcript has a single exon.
AUGUCUGCUGCCAGCUUUGUGCUUACUGAAGAUCAGUUCCUGUGCUCCAUCUGUCUGGAUGUCUUCGCUGAUCCUGUCACCAUACCAUGUGGACACAACUUCUGUAAAAAGUGCAUCUCUAGACACUGGAAAACUAAAGCCUCGUAUCAGUGUCCCAACUGCAAAGAGGGUUUCUCCACCAGACCACAGCUGAAGGUGAACACCUUCAUCAAGGAGAUGGCUGCUCAGUUCAGACAAUCAGCUCAGCAGAGAUCCAGCAGCUCAGAGAGACAAGUUUCCAAACCAGGAGGCUCAGGGCUGAUAUAUAAAGGAAAGAAGGAAAAAGUGGCUGAAAUUCAGCGGAUGAUCCAGAAGAGACGACUGAAGAUCCAAGAACUCAAACGCUCAGUGGAGCUCAGUGAUGAGAACGCAGACAGAGAGAUAGCAGAAGGUGUCCAGGUCUUCACCGCUCUGAUAGAAACUGUGCAGAGAAACCUCAACAAACUCAUGGAUUCAGUCAAAGAUAAGCAGGGGAAGACACAGAAAAGGGCCGAAGGCUUCAUCAGAGAGCUGGAACAGGAAAUCUCUGAGCUGGAGAAGAGAAGUGCUGAGGUGGAGCAGCUCUCUGAAGACCACCUCCAACUCCUCCAGAAAUUCACGUCUCUGAGCGCUGCUCCACCCACCAAGGACUGGACUUCGGUCCAAGUCCAUCCACCUUCAUAUGAGGGGACUGUGGUGAGAGCUGUGAAGCAGCUGGAGGACACCAUCAGUGAACAGAUGAAGAAGCUGAUCCGUCAGUUGGAGCUGAAGAAGAUCCAGCAGUAUGAGGUGGAUGUGACUCUAGAUCCUGAUACAGCGAGUCCCAAACUCAUCCUGUCUAAAGAUGGAAAACAAGCCAAACAUGGAGAUUCAAAGAGGAAUCUCCCACAAACUCCAGAGAGAUUUGAUCUUUGUCCCUGUGUCUUAUCAAAGCAGAGUUUCUCCUCAGGCAGGUUUUACUACGAGGUUCAGGUUAAAGGGAAGACUGACUGGGAUUUAGGAGUGGCCAGAGGGUCGAUCAACAGGAAGGGAGACAUCACACUGGCUCCUAAGAGUGGUUUCUGGACGAUAGUUUGCAGGAAUGAAAAUGAGUACAACGCUUGUGCUGGUCCAUCAGUCCGUCUCUCUCUGAGGUCUCAUCCUGAGAAGGUGGGGGUGUUUGUGGAUUAUGAGGAGGGUCUGGUCUCCUUUUAUGACGUUGAUGCUGCAGCUCUGAUCUACUCCUUUACUGGCUGCUCCUUCACUGAGGAACUCUACCCGUACUUUAGUCCCAGCCCUACAUUUGGUGGGAGAAACAGCGCCCCUCUGGCCAUCUCUGCUGUCAAUCAAACUGAGUAG